This is a messenger RNA of Hipposideros armiger (great roundleaf bat), 7287 nucleotides long. It is a transcript of the gene CCDC177, whose product is annotated as coiled-coil domain containing 177. The record is from RefSeq and is a predicted model, not a curated record. The transcript is spliced from 2 exons. Lineage: Eukaryota; Metazoa; Chordata; Mammalia; Chiroptera; Hipposideridae. Bases 347 to 2446 code for a protein of 699 amino acids.
GGUUGGAGAGGCAGCGAUGGAUGCAGCAGUGAUGGACCCGGCUUCCUUUUUUAAGAAUCAGUGAGAGAGAAGGGAGCAGAGCUGCGUUAUUUUAGGGAAACCUUGUCGCACUCCCCCUCCCGCGUGUAGGUAGCGCCUGGGGUGUGUGCGGGCCCCAUGGAGAGACGCUGGCGGUGGCUGGGGUGGCAGCUGGGGCUCCCAUCGCGGAUGCAGUCGGCAGUAACCCGACCCCGCCGGCGCGGGGACUGAAGAAGCACAGGGUAAAGCCGCGAGCUGCGAACAAAAGCCCUCGGCGCGAGGCCAAGCCCGGGACGUGCGAGACUCCACAAAAGGACAGGGCUCAGUCAUGGUGGACCCCAUACCUGAAGAGGAGAAGGCAGGCGCCGAGCCCGGCGGCUCAGGAGGAGGAAACGGAGCCGCUGCGUCCGUGCCUCCUGACGCCCAGGGCGCCCAGCAGCCCGCAGACUCUUCGGCCUCGGCCUCCGCGUCGGUGCCCCGCAAGGCUGAAGUCCCGUGCGCCGCAGAAGGCGAGCGGCGGGAGCAGUCCCCGUUGCUGCACCUCGACCUCUUCAACUUCGACUGUCCGGAGGCCGAGGGCAGCCGCUACGUGCUGACCAGCCCCCGCUCGCUCGAGGCCUGCGCCCGCUGCGCGGUCAAACCAGUAGAGCUGUUGCCACGGGCCCUGGCCGACCUGGUGCGUGAGGCCCCGGGACGCUCCAUGCGAGUGGCCACCGGCCUCUAUGAGGCGUACGAGGCGGAGCGGCGCGCCAAGCUCCAGCAGUGCCGGGCGGAGCGCGAGCGCAUCGUGCGCGAGGAGAAGCGGCGCCUCUUCACGCCGCUGGGCCCCGCGCCUGCCGCGGCCUCGGCCCCCAGCGCGGGCAGCAGCAGCAGCGGCAGCAGCGCCAGCCUCCCGGCCUCGCCCGCGCCGCGUGCGGCCCGCAAGGCCUCCUCCAGUCCGUCCCCGGCUCGGACCCAACCUCUGCCCGCGGGUUCUCGGGCGGGCAGGAAAAGCCACUCACUAGACUCCUUGUCCCGCCGGCGGGAGGGCGCCCUCAGCUCCGAGUCGGGCGCGUCGUCGUCGUCCUACAGUGGGGAGAGCCUGCGGGAGCUGCGUUGGCCGCAGCGGGUCUCAGCCAGGAACAGCUGCCCCGCGGGGUCUUUGUCCUCCGCCCCCAACCCUCUGGGCCGCCCGUCCGCCCUGGCCCUGGUGCCCCUCUCCGCCCGCAGCUUCAGCCUCGGCGACUUGAGCCACUCACCGCAGACGGCCCAGCACGUGGAGCGCAUCGUGCGCCAAGUGCGCGCCGAGCGGGGCCUGCGAGGAGUCCCGGAGCGCGACCGGAAGAUCGCGGCGCUGAUGCUGGCGCGGCACCAGGAAGAGCGCCUGUUGCUGGAGCAGCGCGCAGCGGCCCACGGCCAGUGGGAGCAGCAGCGCGUGUGCGCCGAGCAGCGAAGAGAGCGCGAGGAACGCGAGAAGCGGCGAGCCCUGGAACAGGGCCGCCGGGCCUGGGCUGCGCAGGUGGAGGAGCGGCGCGGCCGCCGGGGCCGCGAGGAGCGGGAGGCGGCGCGGAGGCGGCAGCGACAGUGCGAGCUCAGCGAGGAGCGGCGGCGGGAGCUGGCCGACCGCCAGGGCCUCCUCCGGCGGGAGCGAGCGGAGCGCUCCGCUCGGGAAGACCGGCUGCGCAAGCUGCAGCAGGAGCAGAACCUGAAGCAGCGGGAGGAGGGCCUGCAGGAAGGGCGCGAGCGGGCCGAACAGGUCCGCAGGGAGCGCGCGCAACGGGCAGCCCACACCAAGCAGCGGCAAGAGGGCCAGCUGCAGCGGGAAAAGCGGGAGCUGAGCCGGGCCGAGCAGGCGCGUCACCAGGCGCUAUUGCAAGGCCGGGCCCGGCAGGAGCACAAGGAGCGCGAGGUCCUGCGGAGUUCCCUGGAGACCAGCUUGGGCCGAGCGCAAGAGAACUACGAACAGUUGGUGGAGCAGCGCACCCGAGAGCUGCGGGAGCGGGCUCGGAGGGAGGAGCUGCAGGGCCGGCGGGCCAAGGAGACGGCCGAGCGCAAAGAGCGCGAGCAUCAGUUGCACCUGGAGGCACUGGCCCGGGCAGGGGAGCGGCGGCUGCAGCAUGCGGCGCAGGCAGCCGAGGAGGCUGUGCAACAGAAGGCGCGGCGCGUAGGUCAGAGCCGGUUGGAAAAGGAGCGGGCCCAGCGUGCCAACAAGGAGAAAGUGGAGAGGGAUGAAGACUGUCGCCGGCGGGAGCUACUCCAAUCUAUCGGGCGCAAGUUGGAGCGUAGCGAGCAGCUGUCGCGGGAGCGACGUACAGCACUGGAGAGCGCUCGCUCCACAGCCCGGGCCUCCUUCCACGUGCGCGAGAAGGUGCGCCAAGAAACCAACACACGCUCCUUCGACCGCAUGGUACGGGAGGCCCAGCUGCACGCCAGCCUGGACCGCAAAUGACCGGCGCCCUGGGCUGGCUAGACUGCCAUGCUCAGCCUCUUGGGGCCUCCCGUGGCCACUUUGACCAGACCGUGGGAGUCCCCGGUUGGGGCACAGCACGGUGACCUCUCCACCGUGACCAGUGAGGCAAUGGGAGGACCGACAUGCGAGACCUAUCAGUCCGCUGCCUUUGUUUUAAAAAACUGACUUCAUAUAGAAAUAACAGCACAAUCUGGGACCACAUCCACCCUUGGUGGCUCCCGCACCUGCCCUUGCCAAGCUGCCCUGUGUGUCUUUUGGGUUGGAAAAGAAAAGAGCCGGGCGAAAGGGGUGGGUCGGGCCUAGGGGGAGAGCCCCCUUCCAGCAGAGAAUGCAGGGGUGAUUGUGCCCCCUUCUGUAGCAAUCACCCUAGGCACCUUUCAUAUAUUGGUGUUUGAGAGAACUGCGUAUACUGCAGCUGAGGAGGCAUUUCCCUAGCUCACCUCCAUCUUUUAAAAUAUGGCAAGUUGCACAAAGCUCUAGGUCUCACAGAAAAGCACAGGUUUUCCAAGGUGUUAGGCCACACCCAAGUGACCCAAAAAUGAGUUGAUUUUUGUAUGCUUGACUUUGAUCUGCCACUUGAGCAAAUUCUGGUCUUAGCCCUGAUAGUUUUUUCAUUUCCCCUAGGUUUUCUAGUUAGACAAUCAUCUGCAAAUAAUGAUUAGUUUGUGUCUUUUUUUCUCUCCUAUUCCCCCAAGUGACACAAGAAAUUAGUUGGUUUGGUAAUGUGGUUUAGCUUUAGUGGAAGCCCCCAGCCUUUGAAGGAGGCAAGUUCCUUAGGCAGCAGAUUAAGCAUUCUUGCAGGGUAGUUUCAAGGGGAAGCGGUGUCUGAUGCCCACUUCCCACGUGGAUCCCACUCCUCACGGACAGCAGCCAUGCCUUAAGAAGCAGAGCUACCUUAUGUGCCUGCCCAGGCCAAGCCUGCCUAAAUCUCCAGCCCUGGAUGCAGUCCCAAGGGUGGGCCCUAGGGAGUGUGGAUUCCCUCUGUGAAGGAAUCAUCACAGUGGCCCUGAGGACAAUUGACCGUGGUGGCUGAGAGCUGGAAUUGCCUCUUUGCUAUUGAGAGUUGUGCUCACUAUUGUUGGCAGUGUAUCUUCUCUUCCUCCUCUCCCCCAUGUGAGGAAAAAGAUAAUCUCUCCCUUAAAUUCCCUCUCACCUAUGACUGAAAGUAUUUAAUCAGUCUCUCUGUGCCUCACCUUUCCCAUUGGCCAGAUGGGACCGUUGGUACUCUUCUCCUGGUACCUCAAGGUCUCCCGGAUCCAAAGCGCCACCUCAGUAUUAUGUGCUGGUCUUCUUUGUGCCUUUCUUGACCUGGAGUUGGGAGGCAGGAGGGCUGCUAUUGGCCUAGUUUGUCUCUGGGAAUAUGGAUUCCUGUUCAGUGCUCACAGACAGAUGGUCAUUUAGACUCUGGGGGAAAAUAUUUGCAAGACCAGGCCAUUCCCUGGUCCAAAAAGUCCUGUUCAGUUGUCAUCAGGAAACUUGAACCCCUAGAGUACUUCUCUUCCAUGAAGCCAAAGUCAGCCCUCAGCUGUGUCCACCCACUGACUCUGCCUUCAUCAGGGAAGGUAGGAAGUAAAACAUUACUUCUUAUGUUAAAUCAGGAUCAGGAAAUAAAAGUUACCAAAAAAAUCAGGGUAGAGAACUACUGUAUAUUAUACAUAGUUCAUGUAUAUUCUGCUGGACAGAAUUGUUCCUAAAAUGUCUGGUGUUACACACAUGCGUGUGUGCACACACAUGCAUACACUUUGUCAGUACCCCCUUAUCACAUGCCAACAGGUACAGGAGUAUUGUGUAGAAGGAAGCAGUGCUUAGGUGUUAUAUUUCAGAUGUUGUGAAACUAGGAAAGAAACUGUGCCAAAGUUUAUUUCUUGAGUGGGUGAAUUUUUUCCUCAAAUUUUCUCGUCGGUAACCAGGUUGUCCAUGAGCUGUAAUAAUUGGCAUUGUGAGUCAGGGGCAUUUAACUAAAAUGCUAAUAUGAUACUGGUUCUUACCUUGUGGUUCCUGAUUUGCUAGAAACCUUAAUAGAAAGUUCAACCUAAAACUACUUACUUCCAAAGUAGGUACAUUCAUAUGAGAGAGACAAUCUGGUUUUUUGUGUGUUUUUUUUAUAAGGCACUGAAAGGUACAUAGGGGAUCUUAUCUGUCCUUUAUUCAGUUUGUUUUCUGACUUACUGAGUGACUUCAGGUAGAUUACCUCUUUGUGCCUUGGUUUCAUGGCCAAAGGGAUGGUGAUCUCUGCCCUCCCUCUCACACGAACACUGUGAGGAAUGAGUCAGAAUCAAAGUGGUGCUCUCAGUGCUAUGGCUUUGGAACUGCAGGUACAGUUGCUAUAAACAGAGAGGAUCACGUGACUGUACUAUACCUAGAGAGUAUAAUGUACUGUCAUUGCCGAGUGCAGAAAGAAAUGGUCUUGAAAAGCAUAUUGCAGAUCACAGUGUCACAUGUGAUGCAAAUGCCCAGGCCUGAUGUCACCAAAUAAUGCACUUAGAGAAAAGCACUGUGAAAAGGAAAUAACGUUUAGAUUAAAAAACAAAAACGGUAAAGCUAAGUAGAAUGAAAGCAAACACAGAAGCCAAACCUAGUAAUAGUAAAGAAUGGUUCUUCCAAAUUUCAGACCAUCCCCUAGAAAAUAGACCCAUCUCUUUAUUCGAGGAUAAGUGGUCAUGUUGCCCUUUAAGGAGGAGCAAUUUCCAAGAUCCUUUGUUGGGCCCUUUAUUUAUAUUAUUUUCUUUGAAAUGAUGCCAGAGAGAAGAAGUGUUUCUUAUUCUGAAGUGCAGCAAGAGAAAAUUGGAGGGCAGGGGUGGUGGGGAUGAUGAAGAAUGGCUUACUUCUGAUGUGAACAUUCUAAUAAGUGCCCAGAAUUGUCCUCAGAGCACCAUGCUGGAAGUUCUUACCAUCCAACAAAAUUGCAGCCUUGAAGUGGCCCCAGACCUUCACAUUUACCCUCCUGGCACAUUCCUUGCUCAGAAAAGAGAGAACAUGAAGUGUGAUGAGGAGGAAUGGAAAGGGUUGGAAGAAACUUUAGUUUGGUUCAUUACCAAGAAGACAAGCAGGACAAGGCCAUUUCACAUGGAAUCAUUGGUGAAGCUAGCCCAGUGUCCUGCUCAGGCAAUGACCAAUGCUUAAACCACAGCUGGACGGGAAGAUGGAAAUUUACUUUCGGAAGAACAUGGACUGUGAGUCUUCAAUGGGAGCCGUAAGCAGGACUUGCCAAAGAUGAAGAGUCUGUGGGUUGAAAGGCAUAUGAGAAUGCAGCUUGUGUUCAGGCCAUUCUGUAAAUGCCCACCAGUUAUUAUUCUCCCUCCUUUAAAAAGGCCAUUGAAACUGAGAGUGACUGACUCUACAUAAGGCCCUAUAUCUUGUUUACCAUUAAUUCCCCUGAAGCCCAUGGUUUAGCACCGCACAUAGGGUAAGCACAUAAACACUGGAUGGAGUGAGGGAUAGUUGAUGAAUGGCUGAUGGAUAAAUGAGUGGGUGACCAGGGGAAAUCUGUAUAAAAUAGAUUGGGCAGUCCUCCAUUCAUUCAAUAAAUUUGUAAUGAGCACCUGCUUUUUGCAAGGCACUGCUCUUGGUGCUGGAGAGACAGUCUCCCUGAUCAUUGACCCUAGGGACCAUUUAUGCUGCAGUGUCAUGAGCAGACACCUGUAUUUCCCCAUUGGGCUUAACUACCUUCCCACCCUGGUUUCCAUCCACAGGAAGACAGAUGGCCUUUCAAGCACUAAUUUCAAGCCUUUUCAGUUUCCUGGGGACAUGCCAUCCACUAACCAAACAUCAUCUAGUCACUGUUGUUCUCUUUCCCUCAGAGGAGCCUUGAUUAAUCAGGUCAAAUUCAUAAGGUCAUGUACUUAAUCAGCUUUAAAUUACAGUAAAAAGAGAGAAAUUAAUUACCUUCAAGGGCAUUGAUCUGUGUUGCCUAUAGCAGAGGCAGCAUAAAUAAUGAUCAUGGACCUAGAGAACCAUGUCUCAGGUUGCACAAAGUCCCAGAUCAUCAAAAUGGGACCAGUUCCAUCAUUUGACUGUUGUUGUUGAGACAAAAACCUCAACAUUUCAGAAGCAUUUCCAGUUUUAAAGUCCCAACAAAGAGAGAUUUCUGAUCAAUACAAAAUCAAUAAGAAAGUUUAGUGAACCAGAACAUCCCACUGCUUUAGACUUCCUGGUGAUUGAGGUAACCCACAGGUUGUGUAGACUUGCCUUUUCUCCACCAUAUGACUGCAUCUCUACCCUGCAUGACCCAAAGGAAUAUUUGACAGCAGAACAUGAGGAAACUUGGCAUUUCUUGACACAGUGUGCAUGGAUAGGGGCUUCCAGGAACCCAGCAGAUAGCUCUCAGUUGUAGAAAUGUUUAGGCCUUGUAUGUUACACAUUUGGUUUGGGGAGUCUGAUGGAGCACCUGCAGUAUUACGCAUGAUCACAUGCUUUGGUUACAUGACUCUUUAUAGAAGAGCAUCUUGUCUGCUCACAUAUGUGCUCUGUCCCACGAAGCUCUGAUGCACUCUCCAUAUGCGCCUCCUCCCAGCCCAAUGCAUCUCCCACAUGUCCCAGGCCUUCAUACUGUCCCUGGUGCUGCUCUGGCUUCACAGAGGUUGGCACUGGGACAGAGGGUGGAGUUAAUAGCAGACAUUAAGAUAUAGAAUGGGAGGGUGAUUUCUUUUCUGAGGAACACUGGUAAUCAUUGUUGGCAAUGUUGCUGCUUCCUGAUUCAUCAAAUACUGUCAUGUCUCACAUAAGCACAAAAACCUAGUUCAAAGCGAUUUUUAAAUUAGCUUCCAUUUUGAACUGUUCAUGCCUUUCUUCCUCUCCCUUAGUUCAGUUUUUUUUUUAAU